CUUGGAUACGGACUUACUUAUAAGGCUUUGAACCCCUCUAACAUCGAAAGACAAAACGUGAAGCUAGCACUGAAAGUGAUCAGUCCAUUUAUUGCAGAAGCACUAAAAACUUAUGGUGCAAAGCUUGGUUUGAGUUGUGCCCGAGAAACUGCUGAAUUUAUUGAAUUAAUACACAAGUGGUGGUGCGUUGUGAACACUAAAACACCAUCGAAAGGCAAGCACCUAAGAAAUCCUCUUCAAGCACCCGUAAGAAGUAUGGAGGACAUGCAGCUGCAGUUUCUUAAUGCAUUCGUGGACUGGCUUGACACUUGGGAAAACUUGAAGAUUGGCCCUGGCCGUGCAGGACUGUUAACCACGGAGACGCACUCGGCGCUACGUCUCACGUCAUACUCCUUGAUCGAAGUCAGUCGGUAUUGCCUGGAGGAGCUAGGUUUUGAAUAUGUCUUGCUUGCAAAGUUUCAGACAGACAGCCUCGAGGAGAGGUUUGGUCGUUACCGUCGGCUAUGUGGAUCCAACUACCAUAUUUCCGUCCAACAAAUAUUUGAAUCAGAAGCAAAACUGAGGCUUCAGAACUCGCUGGUUUUUCCAGAUAUGAAAGAACUGUCCCAACCUAGCAGUAUUGUGUUUGAUGCAGCCAAGGUGAUAGAAGAAUAUGGCAUUAAGUUGACUGAAGAGGACGUGAAAUCAAAAAAGGAGAGCUUGCCUGCAAUAGUGUAUAUUGCAGGUUACUGCGCCCACGCCGCUCUCAGGAAAAUUCCCUGUGAAGAUUGUGCGGCCAACAUCACGAGACAAGAUAGGGAUAUACCAAUGGUUGAUGAUAUGCUAAUCGAAGGCCUCACAAGAGGGGCCCUAAAAUUUCCUCAACCAGUAGUAAUAAGUGCUGUUCUGCACACACAAAUCGUGCUUGAAAAGCUGACCUCGAAAGAGAACACCGCCCGGUUUCAUGCAGCACGGCACCAAAGGCAGCUUCUUCUCAGUGUGGUGAAGCACCUUUUAAUUGACAAUGAAGAUUUGGACAUUUGUUGCAAAGGACACCAUCCGGAGACAGUGCUUCACAACAUCUUGUGGGCAGCCACCAACACCUUACUGAAAAACUACGUCCAAAUGAAAACCGACAAGUUAACGGCGGCAAAGAAGGGCGCAACACUGAAGAGGAAACUGAAAACGCUCAAUUAA
Rhipicephalus microplus (southern cattle tick) is the source of this 1176-nucleotide messenger RNA. RefSeq lists its product as uncharacterized. NCBI's taxonomy places the organism in Eukaryota, Metazoa, Arthropoda, Arachnida, Ixodida, Ixodidae. The record is from RefSeq and is a predicted model, not a curated record.